Oryzias latipes (Japanese medaka) is the source of this 4713-nucleotide messenger RNA. It is a transcript of the gene ctbp1l, whose product is annotated as C-terminal binding protein 1-like. Gene Ontology annotation, biological process: regulation of transcription by RNA polymerase II. Lineage: Eukaryota; Metazoa; Chordata; Actinopteri; Beloniformes; Adrianichthyidae. Gene Ontology annotation, molecular function: transcription coregulator binding; DNA-binding transcription factor binding; transcription corepressor activity. The record is from RefSeq and is a predicted model, not a curated record. Gene Ontology annotation, cellular component: nucleus.
CACAGACGAACUGACCCCCCGUCAACAAGCUACUUCCUCUUUUGUCUAAUUUCAUGGCGAUCGGGAGAGAGGGAACACCGCCGACGCACGCACACCGCCUGAACACUCCUGAAAGAGUUUACUCGGGUGUGAACUAGAUUGUCAACCUGAAAAACACGCUGGAUAUAGUUUUCCAGAUAUUACCAAGUGGACGCCAUUAAAGGAGACUCUCUGGCACUUGGAUUGAUUCCUCACCUUCCCAGGUUGAGACUACUUGGUCUAUGGCUUUGAUGGACAAACACAAACAGGUCAAGCGGCAGAGACUUGACCGUAUUUGUGAGGGUAUCAGACCCCCCAUCCUCAAUGGGCCGAUGCAUCCGCGGCCCCUGGUGGCACUGCUGGAUGGACGAGACUGCACUGUAGAGAUGCCCAUCCUGAAGGACGUGGCCACGGUGGCUUUUUGUGAUGCUCAAUCCACACAAGAGAUACACGAGAAGGUGCUUAAUGAAGCUGUGGCUGCCCUGCUCUACCACACCAUAACUUUAUCCAGAGACGACUUGGAAAAGUUCAAAGGUCUGCGUGUGAUCGUCAGGAUUGGUUCCGGCUUUGACAACGUCGACGUCAAAGCCGCUGCUGAGCUAGGCAUCGCUGUGUGCAACGUGCCAGCGGCGUCGGUGGAGGAGACGGCCGACACCUCGCUAUGUCUGAUCCUCAACCUGUACAGGCGAGUCACCUGGAUGCACCAAGCACUGAGGGAGGGGACGCGUGCUUCCAGCGUGGAGCAGAUAAGGGAGGUGGCUGGUGGCGCCGCUCGAAUCCGCGGUGAAACGUUGGGGAUCAUCGGCCUCGGACGCGUGGGUCAAGCUGUAGCUCUGCGGGCCAAGGCCUUCGGCUUCGGCGUGAUCUUUUACGACCCGUACCUGCCUGACGGCGUGGAGCGCUCGCUGGGCCUGCAGAGAAUGGCCACCCUGCAGGACCUGCUCAUCCACUCCGACUGCGUUUCCCUUCACUGCAGCCUCAACGAGCACAACCACCACCUCAUUAAUGACUUCACUAUCAAACAGAUGCGUCAGGGGGCCUUCCUGGUGAACACGUCACGAGGCGGUUUGGUUGACGAAAAAGCACUGGCUCAGGCCCUCAAAGAAGGCCGAAUACGGGGGGCCGCCCUGGACGUCCACGAGGCGGAACCCUUCAGCUUUUCAACAGGGCCGCUGAAGGACGCUCCCAACCUGAUCUGUACCCCGCACACGGCGUGGUACAGCGAGCAGGCCUCGGUGGAGGCGCGCGAAGAGGCAGCCAGAGAAGUGCGCCGGGCCAUCACUGGUCGUAUCCCUGACAGCCUGAAGAACUGUGUUAAUAAGGAGUACCUGAUGGCGGCCUCUCAGUGGCCCAGCAUGGAGACUGCCACAGUUCACCCAGAACUGAACGGAGCCACUUACAGAUUUCCUCCUGGUCUGAUCGGUGUUGCGGCAGCGGGGGGGCUCCCAGGAACUGGCACAGGCGUUGACAGCCUGGUUACAGGAACCCUGGCCCACGGCAUUGCCCCAGUCACCCAUCCACCCCACGCCCCCUCCCCGGGGCAACCCGCGAAGGCCGAGGCCGACAGAGACAUCCCCUCCGACCAAUAGCCCCCCCACCCACCGUCACCACCAGCACAUUCCGUCAAUUUCUGGAAACCAAACCCAGCAUCCCAGGAUCAGGACCCCCCCCCCCCUCCCCCCGUUUACCGGCAGUAUCGGUUCAACCCGGCGUGGAUCCACAGUCGUUUCUCUGAUGGCAGAAUCAGCCCGGAAGUGACAUGCCCCCCCACAGCUCACCUCCACCCCUCCCAGCAUCAUGUCACUCCUCUACCCCCCUCCCCCCACUCCGUCAGCAAUAACUGUGUUCUCAAGGAUUUCAUGAUUGGAUUGGUUUAGUUUCUUAGCUGGCUGUUGUUUUAAUGAAAAGAUGAUCUUUUGUGGUUCUAAGUAUUAAUGCCCCCCCCCCCCCCCCCCCCCCAACACAAGGCUUUAUUCUGUUGCCCCCCUUCCCCCUAGCUUCCCCUCUGAUUCAGACAACUAGAGGCACAGAGACAAAAACCCCUUUUUACAUAUUGACUCCUGUUACUGCUCUGUUCCUUCUGAUUGGGACAAACGUGUACUGAUGAAAACCCCGUUAGCCCACCCACUCUUAUCUGUCCCCCUCCCCCCUCGUCAGUUUGCUCAGCAGAGAUAUGGGAGUCUGGAGCCCCCCCAACUGUGAAAGUACAUGCUUGUGUGUUUUUAGUGGAACAUUAAAGCCCAACUUCUGUCAGCUUUUAGUAAGACCCUUCCUGACAUUUCUACUUCUACUUUUAUUUUUUUUUAGGACGAACAUUACUAAAAGCAUUAGAAAUGUGUCUUCUGCUUUUGUGCCCAGAUGAAAUUAUCUUUUUUUUUUUUUUUGGAGGGGGGAGGGUUGUUAUAACAACAGCAUACCAGCAGAGGGCGCUGCCUCCCCUGCGGCUCAGACUCCACAUGCCUGCUGGGGUUUUUUCUGUUAUUUUUAUUUUUUUAGGCUAACAGAGGGACAGUUGCAGGUUAGCUCCGCCCACCGCAACACGUCAUCACUUACUGCCAUUUACAACACACGGCGAGACCAAUCCGCCGCCUUAUUGUUUAAGAUCCUGCCACCCACCUAACCCCCCCCAAUAACCCACUAUACACAUGUACUCAUGAUUUGCAUCUUUCAGAUGUGUGUGGGUUUGAUUCCCUGUAGGAGCUGCAUGCUCUCGAGUCAGUGGUGUGUGUGUGUGUGUGUGUGUGUGUGCGCGCGUGUGUGUGUGUGUGUGAGAGAAACUUACUGUGUGUGUGUCUGUUGUGAUAACAAGCUGUUGUUGUUCCAAAGGAUCUGUCCCUCGGAGUAACUCUGAAACGCUGUCGCCCUGGUGUCAAAGGAACACCUCUCUAGUACCUCAGUAACAGAUAAUGAAUGUACCGUGUGUACCCUUGGAUUUUUAUUUUGGACUUUUUUUUUGUACAGAUUUUCUAGAUACAUCUAUACCACAUUUAUUAGAAAUUAUAUGAAAUUGUAGUUAAAAAAACAAAACAAGAAAAACGCCCCAUGAACUAAAUUGACCAAAUCCAUUUAUCAGUAAAUGUACUGAAACCUUAAAAACCAAUGUGCAUUUAAUUUUUUUAAAAAUAUUUGACUUCAUUUUAAGACAACUCAGCACAAUUUCUCAUCAGUAGAGCUAGAAAUGCUUUGAAUUAGCUCCAAAAAUCCCAAAUGGACGAGUGGUUGGUGUGAUCUGCUAGUUUUCCUUAACUAGAGCGCAUAGUCUGAAGAGUUUAGUUAUGUCUCCCUUUCAUUACCAGGCCGCUUUUUACCCAUAGUGCAUGUGAGGUCAUUUUCCAACGGAGAAUAUAAUUACCCCCUCCAUUUUCCUCUUCUGUCCCCUCCAAGUCCUAAUCCCACCAAGUGUUUUCAGCCAGAGUUGCCAAUGUUUUUUAUUUGACUAUUUUUUGUUGUUGUUGUUGUGCUCAGUUUCCAGUGAUGUACAGCUCCCCCCCCCACCCACCCCCCUCAGAGUCUAUGAGAGACACGGAGCAUGUCUGAGGGCUCCUCUGUCAUGUGACGAGUAUAUAUUUUUUAAAAGAAAAAAAAAGGAAGAGCUCCCAUAGUUUGAAUUAUGAGGAUAAUAGUAAUCUUAAAUUUUGCUGUUGAUUCUAUAUAUUUUCAUUUCAGCAGUGCACUGUUAUAAAAAAAACACACAAAAAAAAUCCAUACUUUUGUUGUUGUAGGACUUGAGUUUCAAUGGUUGUGUUCUACAUGUUGUAUUGAAACAUUUCAGACAAAUGAGACACACACAAAGUUCAGUUCCUGAUGUUGUAAUUUCUUUCUCCUGCGUCUCUUUUAUCCUGUGGAUCCGUCAUGCUCCACCCGAGUAACAGUAGCUGUUAUAGAAAAGCCGCCAUGGAACCACUCACUGCCUUAAUACAGUCGACCACAGCAGGUGAAGCCAGGAGGCGUGUCCAAAAAAAAGAAUCCCCUGAAUUUCUGCACCUUCCUUUUAUUUUGAAAUCAAACCACCUCUAGCCUUGUGUAAACUGUCUAAUGAAUCCAUAUUAAUAUUUUUUUUAAAUUUUAAAGCUAACCCAGCAUUGGGAGAAAGUUACAUGCAGGCACUUGUUUGUUUCUGUUUUUUUUUUUUUUGUGCUUCGUUGUUUGCUGUGAGGCGGCCGCUCCGCCAUCCUCCCCUGGCUGCUGGCUCGCUCUGCUGUGGUCUUUUUAACGGAAAACAAACAAAGCAGGAAUUUGCGGUGGGAGUCGGUCACUCUUUCUUUCUCUCAGGGUUCAAAUGCACACAUAUCCUCCAGCAGUCGCCCUGUGUCUCACGACCCCCCCCCCCCCCCCCCAGAAACGGCCUUCCCCACAUUUUGGUUUCUCCUCAACUGUUGAACGAGAAGUGAAUGAAUGUAUGACCGGGUGUGAAAUUGGGAAAUGUAUUGCUACAACAUGUGGACUUUUUUUAUUUUUUUUUUUUAUAUCUGUCUCUCUCCCUCCUCUCCACUUAACGCUCAUUGUGAAUUAAUUUUUUUCUUUCACCAGACUGCAAAAACAAAAACACCAGAAAAAAAAUCCUGUAACUAGGCUCUUAAGCUUUAUUUUUUUGUUUUUGUUUACUUUUUUAUUAGAAACAAUCAUGUUUGUGAUGGUAACUUCCAAUGGUAAACUCCACACCGUAUUUUAAUAAAAUUUUAAAAAAAUUCUAAA